AGUGCAUCUCGAUGUUAUAAAGGAAGAGGAGUAUAUAUUAUUGGAUAAACAGUUUCGUAUACAAAAGUUUACAAAGAGUGAUAUUAUUUCUUAUGGAGAUGCAAUAUUUAUGUGGUUUAAAGUGAAAUCAUACAUUUAACAGUAAAUUAUUUGAUGUGAAAAUAUACUGCUGCUUACUGAAGAAAAGUCCAGCUUCGAAAAAGUGGUGAAAAACACUGUAGCAAAAAGAGGUUAAUAUUUGAUUUAAUGUUGGGCAACAAUGUAUUUUAUUUGACAAGCGUGUAAAACUAUAAGAUUCUCACAAAAAUGCCACAUCCGUGUGUGGUAUGCGGCCGUUCUCGCAUGAAUCCUAACAACAGGGAAGAGGAGUAUAUGUUCUUUGGUUUCCCUGUAAAUGAUGAGGCACGAUGCAGAAAAUGGUUGGAGUUUUGCUGUCGGGAAGAUCUGUAUAAGCUUACCAAAAAACAGCUGUUACAGCGAAUGGUAUGUUCAAAACAUUUUGAACAGAGAGAUUUUCUUAAUGAGUAUUUUGAUCGGCUGAAUUGUACAGCUGUACCAUCGAUUUAUGAUCCAAAACAAUCUCUCUACAACAUUACCUGCGUACUGUGUGGUAGAUUUCGACGAGAUCCACCAGGUCUAGAUUAUGAUGGAGCCACAUUUCAUCAUUUUCCUGGAGAAGAGUUUCGUUGCCUGAAGUGGCUGGAUUUUGUGGGUGUUGAUUCAUAUUACAGACUAACCAGGAAAGAAAUUUUAUUUUGUUACAUCUGCUCAAAGCACUUCGAUCAAACACAAUUUAUGCGCGGUUAUCGUAGUAGAUUAAUAGACUGUGCUGUGCCAAACAUUCGUUACCCUGAUCAGAUUGAUGAGUCAGAGCCAUUUAUAAUGGAACUGGUUUCUGAACCAAAAUUAUUCAAUACUACAGACAAAGGAAAGAAGCUUGAUCCAUUGCCAGCAGCUGUUCUUGAUAGCCAAGCUUGUGCAGCAUGUGGACGUUCCAGGUCUGAUCCAAGAAAUAAAGUGGAUAGAUACAAGUUUCAUCCAUUUCCUGCCUAUGAAAUUGGAAGAUGUCUACGAUGGUGUCAGUUUCUAGGGAGAGAAGAUCUACUGAAAAUGUCUCCAAAUCAAAUAAGAAAAUUGGUAUUGUGUUCAAAGCACUUUCAAACUGGUCAAAGUUUUCAUAAAGUAGGUCCCUGUGAUGCUGUACCCACGAUUAAGGAUAUCACUGACGCAAACAAUAUAGAUUCUGCGGAAGAGAUGAAACUUGAGCAAGAAACCUUGGAAGAUCUAGACGGUUCAGGAUCAGCAAAAGCAGUAAAGAAGCAAAUGUACCCAAGACCAAUGGUAUCAAGUAAGAAACCAAAGAUAGAUAACAAGCCAGCGCCAUUGGCAAAAAAACGUGGAAAGUCCAGAAGACCUACUUCGAUCAAUAUACCAAGACCGGAUCCAAACAAUAUCGAAAAUCGAGUGAUCAGGAAGUUACCACUUCCUCCUGCUUCUAACUGGAAACUGCAAAUUUCAAAUCAAUUCCAGCCUAUCACAAUUGCUAAUAAUAUCUCCUCAAAUAUAACAAAUAACAUUACCACCGAUGGCAAGAAAGUUAUUCUACCUUUUACUGGAGACAUAUCAAACUUGGGUGCACCCAUUCCAGUGCACAGUCUUUCAAGUAUUCCACCAGGUCUGCUUAUUAAGAUAAAUCUUCCAGAACAGACCCAGAAGCAACAAAAAUUAACAAAAACACAAAGUAAAACAAAAAAAUCUGAUAGUUCCCAGGUCCUUACUACUGAAAGGGAAAUGGCAGUUAAACAGAAUAGCAAUGUUAAAAAUGGACAAGUCCCAGAAAAUACAGCAAGACCUAAAGACAUAGAGGAAACAGAAGAAAGCCUGUCUGAGUUGUUUUCGUUUUCUCCAGAGCCUACACAAGAAACUUUUAAUUCCGACGACAUGGAGGUCCAAGAAGAAUUGAUCUUGCCGCAUUCGCUCGAGAUGCUUGAAGAAGAGAGCUCUACUCGUAUCAAGGACGAGCAUUACUAUGAAGAAUCUCUGGAGCCAGAAGAUCAGUGUACUAAGAAAAGAAGAAGAGUCAGACGUUGUAGAAGAAUGACAGCGCUUGCGCGAAGAAGUAUUCUUCCUAUUCAAAGUGAAGUCAGAUACUUCUUGCGGAAAAUGACACCUCAAAUGCACAGAUUACCAACAAAGGCAAGGGCGCAAUUGAAACUGUCUAUUGUUAACAUGGUAAUUGAUCACUUGUAAAGAUUUUUAUUUAUGCAAAAUAUUAUUUACAACAAGGAUCGCACAUUCAAUUUGUAUAUUGAAAAAGUUGGACUGUACUGAUGACAAUUGCAGAAGUUUACGAUGAGUUAUAUUUGAGCUUGAUGAUGAAGAAAGGUGUAGUAUGAAAUGUUUUCCAGAAGUUGCUCUUGAAUCUGGUGAAUCAUUUUUUAUUAUGAACACUGUGGUCUUCUACAAUUGUGGUAUUCCGACAUUAUCAAUUUAUUCAAACUGAGAAAUCAGAAUUUUUUAAUAGUCGAGCCGAUUUGGCAUUAAACAUGAAUAUGUAAUUUACGUAUUAUUAAGAAAAAUCUUUUCCCUAAUUUCAUAUAUCUUUUAAUUUCUCUAUCAACAUAAUAUUAAACAAUCACGUCAAAUAUUAAUGAUACUUAAGCCCGUUUUCUUCAACGUAGUUCAAUGCAUAAACUUUGUUUAUCUUCAAAAUGCAAGUAUCUGCUUGGCUAAAAGAACAGUUAAACCAAGUUUAGCAUUGAACUGCGUCGACGAAAACGGGUGUAGUGAUAUGUUUAGAUGAGGGUUAGUAUACAUAUAGGACAUACUUCCAAUAUGUACAUACGUAUAUAUACAUAUAUAUAAAUAUAUAUUUAUACUUGUAAUUAGAUUUUAAUCAUUGCUAAUUGUUUCGUUAUGAGAGUGUGCGACGACAUUGACUCAUUGUACAUUUGAACAGUAUAUAAAAUACAAGACGAGUAUCGUUUGAGUAAAAACUAAUUUUUUUACUUUAUUAUCAUUAUGUACAUACCUUCAAUUAAAUCGUACAAAUUGUUUCUGGAAUUUAAAACUAAAUAAUGCGCUUAAAAUCGACUGUAUGAUUGAACAAUGUUUGUCCCUACUCGCAUAUGGUUGUAGCGGAAAAUUUAUUGAUUGUUUGACCCACUUCUAAAGCGUCAGUAUGCAUUGACGGUGUCUAUAAAACAGCCAUUUCUCACAGAGCUUACUACGAAAAGCUUGCAAUCAUGGAUUUUGGAGAAAAUUAUAUGAACACCUUCGCUGAAACUGUUCAUGUUUUUGAAAAAAAUCGUCAGUCAUUUCAGGAAGUUCGUUUGCAAAAAUUACAAGACCAAGGAGCAUUGGAAUGGGAUGAUUUCGAAAAUGAAUUAUCAACUUUGAAUCUGUUUGAAUCAAUCACAUUCAACGAAGCUAUAAAAUAUUUUCAAGAGUCAGAUUUGGCGGAAUAUAAAG
Messenger RNA from Cephus cinctus (wheat stem sawfly), 3471 nucleotides. RefSeq lists its product as uncharacterized. Bases 307 to 2250 code for a protein of 647 amino acids. Gene Ontology annotation, molecular function: DNA binding. The record is from RefSeq and is a predicted model, not a curated record. The transcript is spliced from 2 exons. NCBI's taxonomy places the organism in Eukaryota, Metazoa, Arthropoda, Insecta, Hymenoptera, Cephidae.